Molecule: messenger RNA, 2453 nt
Organism: Aedes albopictus (Asian tiger mosquito)
Lineage: Eukaryota; Metazoa; Arthropoda; Insecta; Diptera; Culicidae
Gene: GlcAT-I
Product: galactosylgalactosylxylosylprotein 3-beta-glucuronosyltransferase I
Exons: 3
Coding region: 385-1344 (319 amino acids)
Biological process (GO): carbohydrate metabolic process; chondroitin sulfate proteoglycan biosynthetic process
Cellular component (GO): Golgi membrane
Molecular function (GO): galactosylgalactosylxylosylprotein 3-beta-glucuronosyltransferase activity
Source: RefSeq, a predicted model, not a curated record
UUUUUUUACUUCGAAAACAAAUGCUGCUUUUAAAUUUAAUUGCCCUGAAAAUUGUAGGUGCGGCCCUGGCUAUCGAUUUCUGCCUCGCUGAAGCGGGUUUGACGUUUUCAUUCAUGAAAAAGAUCAAUGAAAAGAAACGUAAACAAAAUUUUGCUUUCGUGGUUCACCAGGUUCGAUAGAAUUUAGCAAUCAGUCUCACUUGUGUAAAAAACUACUUUUUUCUGAGUGAUAGCAAAAAAAGGAUGUGAUAAACCAUCUAUACAAGUGCAGCUUCUGCCCGUCCACGUAGAUUAUUUUUUCAAGUUUCGUAUUAGAUCGCUUUAUUCUUAUUUUAAUCGACUUAAAUCGCCAGCUUACCUUAGUCCAGAUAAGAAUAGCAUCACAAUGAAUCAAGAAAUACGCAUGAAGACAAAGCACUUUUACGCUGUGCUAGUGAUAUUAGGCUUUCUGCUAAUUUAUAGCUUAAGCUCCAACCGAGGCUGUGAUAGCACCGAGCAAGCGGCACUGGAGCUGCAAUCCCUCCAGGAUAACAGGGCAGCGUUCAUUCCCAACCACAAGGGACCAACCAUCUAUGCCAUAACGCCAACGUACGCAAGGCCCGUGCAGAAGGCCGAAUUGACCAGGUUAUCACACGUGAUACGCCUGGUGCCAAACGUAUUCUGGGUGAUAGUCGAGGAUGCCGAGCACACUUCCAAUCUGGUCACAAAUCUACUGAUGCGAAGCGGCCUGCAGGACCGAAGUGUCCAGUUGUCUGCCAAAACGCCGGCCAAUUUCAAGCUCCAGGGGAAAGAUCCCAACUGGCUGAAGCCUCGUGGCGUUGAACAACGCAACAAAGCCCUGGAAUGGGUCAGACAGCACAUGGCGGACAACGGCGGGCGAGAAAGGCAUUCCGUUGUGUACUUCAUGGAUGACGACAACACCUACAGUACCGAGUUGUUUGCGGAGAUUUCGAAAAUCGAGAGAAAUAAGGUUGGCGUUUGGCCCGUUGGAUUGGUCGGUGGCCUGAUGGUCGAAAAGCCGGUCCUCAACCGGGACGAGAUAGUCCUUGGAUUCAAUAGCGCGUGGCGCCCGGAAAGACCAUUCCCACUGGAUAUGGCCGGGUUUGCAAUCAGCUCGGAUUUACUGUGGGACAAUCCGCAGGCUCAGUUCAGCUACGAAGUCGAGCGGGGCUACCAGGAAAGUGAAAUCCUUCGGCAUCUGACCAUCGUUCACGAAAUGCAACCACUGGCGAACAAGUGCACCGAAGUGCUGGUGUGGCACACGCGGACAGAAACUCCCAAACUCGAUGCGGAGAAACAAUUGGUUAAGUCUGGAAAGCACUCCGAUACUGGGUUGGAAGUGUGAGCUAAGAGCUAAGGUAGAUUCAUGCAUUUUUACAAAUUUUGUCAGAACUGACGCAAAACAAUUGUGGCUUAUAAAAAUGUUCAACAUAGAAGUUGUUCGGAAAUACUCGUAUCUUACGAAUGUAGUAACAAGACUUUUUGGAUAACUUUGCACAACAUUUUUCCUAUUAAUGUUUAAUUUAUAUGUUGCUCAUUUUCGUACCAGUAUUAAGUUAUUCGGUAGACGUAAUUUUAAAUUAUAUUACAAGGUGGCGUUUUAUGUGUAUCAUAUUAUUUGGGUAUGUGAUUGAAAUAACUUAAUUAAAUAGGGUGUUUACAGCUUGAAGACUACUAUGAAAUGAUCUAAGAAUCAAUGCAAUAUUUACCAACAAAAAUCAGCAGAGUUUUACUUUUAAUAUGAGGCAACACAUCAGAACUUAACAUUUUGAGUUCUACAAUUAUAAUUUACUAACUGUCCCCGGCAAACUUUGUGUUUUGCCAAAAUCUAUACGCUCCUUACAAAUUUUUAAUGGAAAAACGUCUACAAGGGGGAAGAGUCUGAUCUGAGAUGACCAAAAAUGAGUCAACGUAGCUUCUGAACAGCGCUUUACAGAAAUCAUUCAAGAAUAGACUAAUUUUUUUUUUUUGACUACUUGGCAGCCCCCUGAGAGAAAGGAGUCCAUCGAUAUAAGCCAGGCAAAGAGAAUUUUACCCUUUUUAUCUUAUUCUAAUAAUUACUUGUGCAGAAAUAUCAUUUACCUUCUUUAACACCCCGUCAUACAUACUCUAUUAUUGUUGCUUUUAGAAAACUGCAAAUAUUUACGAUGCUAAACACACACCUUUAUGAACGAAAUCCUUUUUCACACUCGUAGAAUAUAUUUGUAUUUGGUACUGCAGCACCCGUUGCCCUUCACUAGUAAAGCACCACAUAGUUUUAAAUAAAUCGUAUUUAAUAAGAGGACCAUAUUUGAAAACAUUUUUCGACUUUUGCGUAGUAGAUAUGUAUGUACAUAAGUAGCAAUUACGAACAAAGUUGUCAUUCAAAUAUUAAUAUGACCGAUUCAAUCUUCCCUUGAUAAGAUGCCAACUGAAUGAUACAUAAAAGAUACAAAUAAAAAAGAUACGGCUCCA